GGAUCCAGUGCUCCGACCCUGGGCUGGCCGUGGGCGCAGGGUCGCCCUUCUCCCCAAACCCGCCCUUCUCCCCAAGCCCAUCCCCCCCCCCCCAGCACUGCUCCGCCUCCGGCGCUGCCGCUUUACAUUCUGGGAGUCGUAGUCUGGCGGGCAGCGCCCGGAAGGACGGAAGGGCACCGGAGGCUAGACGGCCCUCUUGCUACCAGAGAGUUCAAGAUGGCGGCCUCCUGGUCGCCCUUGGUUACACUGCGCUUAGUGCAGAGCCGGCUGAGAGGGAGAUGUGUUGGGUGCGGGGCCUGGGCUGCUGCUCUCGCCCCUCCGGCCACCGCCCCUGGAAACACCUUUUGGAAAGCAUAUACAGUUCAAACACCUGAGAUUAUGUCUCCAACGGCAGCUACAGAGGUUUACUCAAAAGCUUUGGCUGUUUGCCAUGGACCCCUGGACCACUAUGACUUUCUGAUCAAAGCUCAUGAGAUAAAGGACGAUGAACAUCAAAGAAGAGUCAUACAGUGUUUGCAGAAAUUACAUGAGGACCUUAAAGGAUAUGAUAUAGAGACAGGAGGACUUUUUUCAAAGCUUUUUUCAAGGAGCAAACCUCCACGGGGCCUGUAUGUUUAUGGAGAUGUUGGUACAGGGAAAACAAUGGUGAUGGACAUGUUUUAUGCUUAUGUGGAAAUGAAGAGGAAGAAACGGGUUCAUUUUCAUGGCUUCAUGCUAGAUGUUCAUGAAAGAAUACAUCGCCUUAAACAGAGUUUGCCAAAAAGGAAACCAGGACUCAUGGCUAAAUCAUAUGAUCCAAUAGCUCCCAUAGCUGAAGAAAUCAGUGAAGAGGCAUGUCUCUUAUGUUUUGAUGAGUUUCAGGUCACUGACAUUGCUGAUGCCAUGAUUCUGAAACAGCUUUUUGAAAAUCUGUUCAAAAAUGGGGUCGUCGUUGUGGCAACAUCCAACAGGCCACCGGAAGAUCUCUAUAAAAAUGGACUCCAAAGAGCUAACUUUGUGCCAUUCAUUGCUGUCCUAAAGGAAUACUGUCAUACUGUCCAGCUAGAUUCUGGAGUAGAUUACCGGAAAAGGGAGCUUCCUGCUGCAGGAAAACUCUACUAUCUCACAAGUGAAGCUGAUGUGGAGGCUGUCAUGGAUAAGUUGUUUGAUGAGCUGGCUCAGAAACAAAAUGAUUUAACUAGACCAAGGAUUCUAAAAGUGCAAGGCAGAGAGCUGCGGCUGAAUAAAGCCUGUGGAACGGUUGCCGACUGCACAUUUGAAGAGCUGUGUGAGAGACCACUUGGAGCCAGUGACUAUCUGGAAUUAGCAAAGAAUUUUGAUACAGUAUUUUUACGAAACAUUCCACAAUUUACGCUGGCAAAGAGGACGCAAGCUCGAAGAUUCAUAACUCUCAUUGAUAACUUCUAUGAUUUCAAGGUGCGCAUAAUUUGUUCUGCAUCGACUCCUAUACCGAGCUUAUUUUUGCAUCAACAUCAUGACAGUGAGCUGGAGCAUAGCAGAAUACUGAUGGAUGAUUUGGGGCUGAGCCAGGACUCCGCAGAAGGACUCUCCAUGUUUACUGGAGAAGAGGAAAUCUUCGCGUUUCAGCGCACGAUUUCCCGACUCACAGAAAUGCAGACUGAGCAGUACUGGAACGAAGGAGACAGAAGCAAGAAGUAACCGUGGCUUUUUCAUGAAUAAAACUUCGGCAGAUGAUUACGGCAGGGAGAACUCUUCAUUAUGGGACUUGGAGGAAUUGUUUUCUCAUCACUGAUUAUGCACUUUGUCCUCUGGACCAUUUUUAUCUAAAAUUACUCAAAGAAGUAGUGGAUUUGUAAGUUAAAGCCAUUUUUAUGGGUUUAUUUUUUGCCUAUUUAUUAGGCUUUAUUUCUGCACCACAAAAUUAAAAUGAUCACUCCUGAA
Molecule: messenger RNA, 1902 nt
Organism: Suricata suricatta (meerkat)
Lineage: Eukaryota; Metazoa; Chordata; Mammalia; Carnivora; Herpestidae
Gene: AFG1L
Product: AFG1 like ATPase
Exons: 14
Coding region: 217-1659 (480 amino acids)
Cellular component (GO): cytoplasm; mitochondrion
Molecular function (GO): ATP hydrolysis activity; ATP binding
Source: RefSeq, a predicted model, not a curated record